Molecule: messenger RNA, 2569 nt
Organism: Anoplophora glabripennis (Asian longhorned beetle)
Lineage: Eukaryota; Metazoa; Arthropoda; Insecta; Coleoptera; Cerambycidae
Product: matrix metalloproteinase-2-like
Exons: 10
Coding region: 157-1935 (592 amino acids)
Biological process (GO): extracellular matrix organization; collagen catabolic process; proteolysis
Cellular component (GO): extracellular matrix
Molecular function (GO): metalloendopeptidase activity; zinc ion binding
Source: RefSeq, a predicted model, not a curated record
UUACUUUUCCUUGUCCACUCGCGUUCGAAAUCGAAAAAAUGCGUAACAAUACUCAUUCAAGUUUGAACUGAAUAUAUGUUAAUACCAUUCACCGUUACGAAAAGUGGGUCAAGUAGUUUGAAUUUAGUUUAAACGAACGUUUAAUUACGAGCCGUUAUGAUUUUGUUGCAGUUUUCCUUGAUUUGUUACUUAUUUAGUGUAAGCAUAGACUGUGCUCCAGUUCCCAAAACAAAGCGUACUACACUGCCGUCGCCUAAAGUGUUAGAUUUUAUGAGACAAUAUGGUUACAUAGAGAAAGAUGAUGGACCUGCCGAAGCACUGUAUACAGAAAAUGGAAUUUCAGAGAUAAUAAAAACUGUGCAAAGAUAUGGAGCAAUAGAAGAAACUGGAAAAAUCGACAAUGCAACUUUAAAGUUAAUGUCUUCGCGGCGUUGUGGAGUACCAGACGUUAUAAGACACAACAACCGCAGAAAACGAUAUGCUUUGGGUUCAAAUGGAUGGGAACAUCGCAAUAUAACGUAUUACAUAUCAAAUUGGCCACCUAGACUGGGAGAAUACAAAGUCGUAAAGACUAUUCAACAAGCUUUAGACACAUGGGGUGCUUAUGCAAGACUGAAUUUUCAACGAGCACCUACUCAGGAUGCAGAUAUAGUGGUUUUAUUUGGAGCAGGUGACCACGGUGAUGAAUUUCCAUUUGAUGGCCAGGGAUACGUACUAGCUCACGCAUUUUUUCCUCUUAAACAGUAUGAUAAAAGUGGAGAUAUUCAUUUUGACGCAGAUGAAAAAUGGGUGGACAGAACGGACAAAGAUUCUGAAGACGGGACAGACUUUCAUGCUGUUGCCCUGCAUGAACUUGGACAUUCUUUGGGUCUUGCUCACUCCCCAGUUUCAAGUGCAGUAAUGUUUCCCUACUACAAAGAAUAUGACCCAAAUUCACCGUACCAAUUGGACUACGAUGAUAUACUUGGAAUGUACAAUUUGUAUAUUACGAGGGUGUUAGAUGAAGAUAAGCAGCUUCCCCAUGUUGACAGAGGAUAUGAAACAACGACUUCAGCCACUUCCACUGCCAGAUCCUCCGGAGUAACAGAUGAUUGGUACAGACAAUCUACAACAGACCAAACGGUUAGAACUAGAAUGCACCCAGUAACGACAACUACUGAGCGUUAUAGUACGGAAACUCAUCCAAUAACUGGAACAAGCACUUCUGUUACAUAUGAAGGGGACGACGAAACCGUCGACGACCAUCUUAAACAUGAUGGGAAACAUACAGUGCCAAACAGUAAUUCGCCAAGUUUACCAAAUAUAUGCGACGGUUAUGUGGAAGCUGUUGCUACUUUGCGUAAUGAACUUUUUGUAUUUAAACAACAGUACAUUUGGAGGUACAAAGAGAAAGGUAAACUGGGAAAAGGCUAUCCCAUAACCAUUUAUCAAAUGUUUCCCCAGCUGCCGAAAACCGUUGAAAAAAUUGAUGCGGCGUAUGAAAGACCAGACGGAAAUAUAAUACUGUUUACAGGUAAAAUGUUCUGGGUACAUAAUGGGCAGCAGUUUAUAGAAGACAGUCCAAAAUCUAUAACGCACUAUGGUCUUCCCGAUUACCUUCAAGAAAUAGACGCAGUUCAAACUUGGGGCAGAAAUGGAAAAACGUAUUUUUACAGAAGGGAAAGAUUCUGGAGGUACAACGAAACUGCCAAAGCCAUGGAUCCAGGAUAUCCCUUACACAUGGAAAGAUGGAAGAACAUACCAGAAAAUUUAGACGCUGCUACUACCUGGAAAGAUGGUGCAACAUACUUUUUCAAAGGAGAAUUGUUUUGGAAAUUUGACAAUUACUUUGUGACGGCUACAGAUGAAUCCCCGAUGCCAACGGCGCAAAUAUGGUUUGGAUGUGCUGAAGACGAACAAAAGAUGAUACGAUUGUUCCCGGAAAACUUCAGUUAAUAUCAUGUUUUCGUUUAAUUAGCUUAAUAUUAAGCUAACAUUAAUAGUAGUAUAAAUAAGAUAAGCUAAAAUUGACUGGUAAUCCCUAUAUUGACAAUGUUUGAACUUGAAACUGUUAUAUUUUAAAAUAAGUGUCGAAUGUUAACGCAUCCAAAAUUAAAUAAUUUUUAUUUAUAAGUGAUCUGAAAUCGUAUGCACUUUACUGACUCUCUUGUACUUCUUUAUGUUCGAAGGACAAUUUGAUCCACCUCAAUUUUGAGAACUGGGAGGAAAUAGAGAAAUAUGUAGGUGUGACAUCCUGUCUAUGCGAUGAAUUUACAAAAUAUACAAUCAUAUAUCUUUGCCUAACUACUAUAGUUAAUAUAUACAGGAUGUCCCAUAAAUAAGUGUAAAAAUUUUAACUUAUUAAAACCUGUUAAUUUUGAGGAAAACAUAAUUUUAAAAAACCCCAAAUUUUUGUUACUCACCACUGGAGCAUAAGCUGAAAUGUUUCGUUGAGUUCAUAAAAAACAGAACAAAACACAAAAAAUGACAGUUAGUGAUAGAAUUUACACCAGUUUUAAGAUAUUAAGACUUCAUUUUAAAUGCGUGGUUCAAAUUUUGGAACUUAAUUCUAGGACACCUCAUAUAUUAC